Molecule: messenger RNA, 2351 nt
Organism: Triticum aestivum (bread wheat)
Lineage: Eukaryota; Viridiplantae; Streptophyta; Magnoliopsida; Poales; Poaceae
Exons: 19
Coding region: 746-2134 (462 amino acids)
Biological process (GO): protein localization to plasma membrane; GPI anchor biosynthetic process
Cellular component (GO): endoplasmic reticulum; membrane
Molecular function (GO): glucosaminyl-phosphatidylinositol O-acyltransferase activity
Source: RefSeq, a predicted model, not a curated record
CCGCGAAACCCUCACUUUCCCCCCAUUGCUCGCCUCUCUCUUCCGUGCGCGGCGGCGGCGCAUCUAGCAAAUAGCAGAGAGGCCGGCGGGAGGUGAGUUCCUUCUCUACUCGUUCCCUAUCUCCUCUGCUUCGUCUCGUGUGUGCCCGCCGGCCGUUGUGGAGGGUGUUCCUGGGCGAUGUGCGCAAGGAUUUCCGGCGGCGGCGCGGCUGGAUCUCAAGGCCGGCGGCGGCUGGGGGCCUCAGGAGGCGCGCACUUGGCUGGAUCUGAAGCCUGGCGGCGACAGAUGGAUCUGAAGGCCGGCGACCGGGGGCUUCAGGAGGCGUGGCCGGAAAGUUGAAGGCCACCGUCAGUACAUCCAGCAGCAGCAGCACAACUACAAUCUGAGGCGCUUGACAAGACCCGGUUAGGAGGAAAGGCCAUGAGCAAGAAUUCCAGUGUCUCUACGUUCAGCUUUAUCCACAAACUAACACAACGCACUGGCUUAGGUAAUCGUCAGUUGCGCGGCAUUGUGCAGCUGCAGAAGGCACGCAGCCAGCCGCCCAGCCCGAUUUGAGGUGGACCACCCUGUUUCAAAAUCUUUGAUCCGCCAGCCAGCCGCUGCUGCCACCACCGUCAGAGGCAGAGUCUUGGCUUCCAACCGUCCUCCUGCGGCCUUCUAGCCGCUGCCACCACCUGCGGCCACCAACCUCUCUCCUGCACGCAGGGGGUCCCACAGCAACUGAACCACCUCUCGCAGUCCAACAAUGGAGGGUCUCCUCGACAGGCCCCUGAACCCGAACAAGCUUCUUAAGGAGCAAUUCGUGAGCAACCUGACGGGGUCGUCCCUUCUGGAGAUUGCGGCGCUCUCCACUAUCGUGCCGGCAGUGGUGGUUUUAAGGAAAUGGAGCAGCAGAGAUAAUAUUAGGAGGGAUUCAGUGAAGAAAAAUGAUGAUGCUCUUGCUGAUCAUAAAGAUGGAGUGUAUUACUUUUCAGCGUUGGUUAUAGAUUGUCUCACUGUUGUAUUGCCUAUACUUCUGAUUUUCACGAUCUUAGCUGAAUGGGCUUAUAUUUGUGCAAUUUCUCUUGUAGUUGUGAUAUCUAUCUACAUCUUGCUUAAAAGGUCUCAGUCUCAUCUCAAGGCUCAACAACACCUGCCUUCUCUUAGGGCAGACAUAUCUUCUUACCGAGUGUCAGUGGUUUUAGUGACAUGCUUGUCCAUAUUGGCAGUGGAUUUCAAAAUCUUUCCUAGACGGUAUGCAAAGGCUGAAACAUAUGGUAGUGGCAUUAUGGAUCUCGGAGUAGGGUCUUUUGUAGUGGCUAACGCACUGGUGUCUAGACAAGCACGAAACAUAACCUCAAUGAGAUGGAAGGCAGCACUGAGGUCCAUAAGUCCUCUAGUAUUUCUUGGCUUUGCUCGUCUUAUCUCUACAUCAGGUGUUGAUUAUCAGGUGCAUGUAGGAGAAUAUGGUGUCCAUUGGAACUUCUUUUUCACCCUUGCAGCAGUUUCUAUCCUUACAUCCAUUAUCAGGAUUCAUCCUAAAUAUUGCGGGAUAGUUGGUAUGCUUGUUCUUGCAGGAUACCAGGUAUGGCUAAAUUUUGGGUUGAAUGAGUAUCUCACAUCUGAUGAGAGAAGUGCUGAUAUCAUUGGCCAGAAUAAGGAAGGCGUGUAUAGCAUAUUUGGAUACUGGGGUAUGUACCUGAUUGGUGUAUCUCUGGGUUACUUUUUGUUUCAUAACCUUAGUUCAAAAGGAAAGAUCAGGAGCACUCAAGUGGUAAAAGUCUGGGUUCUCGCGGCAUCAUUUUGGAUUUUGGCGAUCAUUCUUGACAGCUAUGUUGAAAGAGUUUCUCGACGAAUGUGUAACUUCGCCUAUGUUAUGCUUGUGUUUGGCCAGAAUUUUCAGGUUAUAUCUAUUCUCACACUAGCGGGGUCCAUUUCACAUGACAAGAAUUUGGUUCUUGAGGAAGCAUUCAAUCAAAAUAUGCUUGGGGUAUUCAUUGUGGCAAAUAUCCUAACUGGUCUAGUAAAUCUCUCAGUUGACACGCUUUCGGCCUCUCCCCUCGCUGCCUUCAUGAUUUUGGUAGCAUACACCUUUACUUUGUGCAUGCUUGCUGGUCUUGCUCAGUUUUCUGGUGUUAGGAUAAAAUUUUGGUGAAUAUGGAUUUUGUCUGGUACUGUACUUUGUAUGUAUGGAGUAUUUAAUCUUGAUUUUGAGGAAGACACGUUUGUGUAUUAAAACCGAGCCCUUAGAGCUCAUAUGUGGUCAAUUACCAAGGCCCUACCCAUUGCAGGUGGUAUAUGAAUCGAGGUGAGUGUUGUUUAUUCACACAGUACUCGUGAGAUCCAAUCUAAUAAAGAGAAUAAUCCUUAAA